Molecule: messenger RNA, 894 nt
Organism: Periophthalmus magnuspinnatus
Lineage: Eukaryota; Metazoa; Chordata; Actinopteri; Gobiiformes; Gobiidae
Product: ALX homeobox protein 1-like
Exons: 5
Coding region: 45-791 (248 amino acids)
Biological process (GO): regulation of transcription by RNA polymerase II
Molecular function (GO): DNA-binding transcription factor activity, RNA polymerase II-specific; RNA polymerase II transcription regulatory region sequence-specific DNA binding
Source: RefSeq, a predicted model, not a curated record
UGUCCUGAACACCGAACAGAAGGAGGAGGAUUCUUAUAUUUUUUAUGCUAAAAAUCAAAUAUUUUUUAAACCUUAGAACAAGCCAUAAAAGGAUGAUGUCCAGAGAGACAGUUUUGGGGACUUGCAGUAGAGAGGACACAUCUCUGAAAGAAGACUGCAUGGACCAACAAACAGAGGAGCCACCACAUAGGAAACUAUCACAUUCCAUUGAGGAGAUUCUGAAAAGACCCACAAGUUCAAGAAAAAACAAUACAAUUCAUCACAACAGAUCGGUGAUAGUGGAGUACAACGGGAGCUCAAAGCAGUGCACAGACAAACCACCACUGGAGUCGUCAAUAGCAAUGAAAACCUGUACAGUUCAGAGAAAGAGGAGGCAGACGAGGGUCACCUUUAGCUCCUUCCAGCUGCAGCAGCUGGAGAGGGUUUUCCAGAGAACUCCUUAUCCAGAUGUGACCACUCGAGACCAGCUCGCCUCCCGCCUGCAGCUCACAGAGCCACGCAUACAGAUUUGGUUCCAGAACCGCAGAGCCAAGAAGAGAAAAGUGGAAACGCAAAAAGAUAUAAAACAGCUUACGACCACUUUAGCAGCUCAUCAGCCGUUUUAUUAUGAGACGUUCCAGGGGCACGCGGGGGUCUGGAGCUCCUGUCUUUUACCUGAAUGUCUUCAGACCGCACCAGCACCGCUCCUCCCACACUGGGCCUGUCCUCGCCCUCUCUCCAGUCUCCAUGUCCUCUAUCACACAACACAGUAUUUUCACAAGCCUACAAACAGAAAGAUUACAUGUUCUUAGUUAUGGUAAACACACAUAGCCUGUAUAUGUUUGUGUCAAUAUUUGUAAUAUUUGUGAUGUUCUUAUUAUUUAUUGAGUUGAUCUAUAUUUUCAAUAAAAAAAU